Solanum pennellii is the source of this 1021-nucleotide messenger RNA. RefSeq names its product DNA-directed RNA polymerase subunit beta''-like. The coding region runs from base 45 to 770 and encodes 241 amino acids. Lineage: Eukaryota; Viridiplantae; Streptophyta; Magnoliopsida; Solanales; Solanaceae. The transcript has 2 exons. The record is from RefSeq and is a predicted model, not a curated record.
UUCAUCCUUUAAUUAAAAUAACUAAGCUUUAAAGAAGAAGAAAAAUGAUGGGUUCCAAGGAAUUUCUAUUUCUUGGCAUUCUUUUGGCUAUUUUUGCAAUGAUAAGCUGUGAGACCUCAAUGAAAUGGGAUGACAAGAAUGAUGAACACCAUGAUGGAUAUAAUGGCAUUGGCGGAUAUUCUGGUGAUGGACGUGACGAAUAUAAUGCUGGAUAUAACUCUCAACGUGAUAAAUAUAAGUCUCCUAGUGAAGAAUAUAAGUCUCGAGGUGACAAAUAUAGACCCCCAUAUGACAAAUACAAACCUCCUAGUGAUGAGUACAAAAAUCCACGUGACAAAUAUAACUUCCCACAUGACAAAUAUAAGCCUCCUAGAGAUGAAUAUAAACAUGCAGGUGACAACUAUAAUCCCUCACGUGAUAAAUAUAAGCCCCCAAGUGAGGAAUACAAGUCUCCAGAUGACAAAUACAAAUCCCCUAGUGACAAAUACAAAUCUCCAGGUGACAAAUAUAGAUCCCCAUAUGAUAAAUACAAACCCCCUAGUGAUGAGUACAAAUAUCCACGUGACAUGUAUAACUCCCCACAUGACAAAUAUAAGCCUCCUAGAGAUGAAUAUAAACAUGAAGGUGACAACUAUAAUCCCUCACAUGAUAAAUAUAAACCCCCAAGUGACGAUUACAAGUCUCCAGGUGACAAAUACAAAUCCCCUGACGAUGAAUACAAAUCUCCAAAUGACAAAUAUAAGCCCCCUAAUGACAAAUACAAGCCUUGAAGUGGUGCAUACAACCCUCCCAUUGGUGGCCAUGAGUAAGUGACUAGCCAAUUGUCUCAGAACAAAUCAUCAAAUAAUAUUAUAAAUCGUUGUAUGUAGUGGCAAGAUGUAUGAUAUAGUAAUGGUCUUGCUACUCUAAAAUCGUAUGAAUAAAACAUCACUCAGUUCAUAUGUAUGGUUGAUCAUGUAAUAUUUUGUUUUAAAAUGUAACACAAUAUACUGUGAUAAUAUAUUUUCAAUUUUCCAUAAUG